Messenger RNA from Monodelphis domestica (gray short-tailed opossum), 1092 nucleotides. It is a transcript of the gene WBP1, whose product is annotated as WW domain binding protein 1. The record is from RefSeq and is a predicted model, not a curated record. NCBI's taxonomy places the organism in Eukaryota, Metazoa, Chordata, Mammalia, Didelphimorphia, Didelphidae. Gene Ontology annotation, molecular function: WW domain binding.
GGAAAGCAGUGGCAGGGUGGCCGGUGGCGGAGGCGGCAACUCCCUGCCCGGGCUUGUAGGCAUCAGCAUGGAGCGGGCCAGUUCCGGGAACAGCAGCCACGAAAUUUGGGGGGCUCUCCGGGUGCGGCAGCUGCAGCUUAGGGAGCUGUGCCCUGGAGUGAACAAUCAGCCUUAUGUCUGUGAGAGUGGCCACUGUUGUGGAGAGACUGGCUGCUGCACCUACUACUAUGAACUCUGGUGGUUCUGGCUGCUUUGGACCAUCCUCAUCCUCUUCAGUUGCUGCUGCGCUUUCCGCCAUCGUAGAGCCAAACUUCGACUGCAGCAGCAACAACGCCAGAGGGAGAUCAACCUGUUAGCCUAUCAUGGAGCCUACCAUGGAGGCGGCCCUGGCUCAGGGGGCUCUAUGCUUGACUUAAGCCUUCUCACCUCCUUCAAGCUUCCUGCCUAUGAAGAUGUAGCUUGCCGCCCUGGAACCCCACCUCCCCCAUAUAGUGUGACUCCUGGGCCCCGGUCACCCAGCUCCAGUGACUGUACCAGCUGUUCCUGUGCCUCCAGCUGUCCCCCUUCCCCACCUGGCCCUAUAGAGGCCUCUUCCAGGAACCACCCCCACAGGGUAGAAUGGGAGAGUGGGGCUGAGGUAGUCACUCAAAGUCAAGCUGGAGAUAUGGGAGAAGGAGAUAGCCCAGCACCCCUAAAUCGGUCCUGCCGCCAUCGAAGGCUUACUGGGGAUUCAGGAAUUGAGCUGUGUCUUGGUAACUGCCAUGGUCAAGUUGACCACAGCCCUGCCAAACUGGAGUGGGUAGGGCCACCCUCACCCCAGGAUAGCAGUGUCUCUUCCCCAAACUCAGCUCCUGCUGAUCCUGCUCCCUGUGAAUUCCCAGUCUCCUCUGAAGAGCCUGGGCCCAGGCAGAGCUGUGCUCUGUGAGAACCUGAAACUUAGGUCUCUCAUCCCCAAUGGUCUCAGCCAAGAAAAGGUUAGGGAGGCCUGGCUCCUGGGGUAAAGGAUUCUGGCAGUGGCAAUUGUAAGUGGUGGUUGUCCUUCCCAUACACAUAUCCAGCACCUCAGGUCUCCUUAUUAAAGAGAUUUAAUUA